UUACGUCCCCAACGCCUCGAUAUUCUCCCUUUCUCUCUAAAAAAGUCCGGUCCUUUUGCUCAUCAGUUCAGUACUUGAAAGAAGAUAACGCUCCUUAAAUACAGUGAAAAUCUUGUAUUUUUGAGCUGGUUUUGCCUUCAAAAUUGGCUGGAACUGGGGUUUGUCACGCUGGUUUUCGAGGGAGAAACUGCAAAGGAAAGGUUUGGGCUUUUGAUCCUGGGUUUUUCGCGCCCUAGUUUUGCGUAAAUGGUUGGAAUUAGGGCUAGCUGGGAUCAAAAUGCUAUGUUCCAGCAUUGAUGCCCUCUUCCAUUUCUCUCCUAUGAAAAACACAAUUUAGAGAUAAACCCUAUGGCCUCUUCCUUGCAUGAAGUGGCCCCUCACCCCAACUUCUCCCACAUUUUAUCAAACACCAAUUGGGAAGAAGUGACCUGUCCCAUCUGCCUUGAUUUCCCUCACAAUGGAGUACUCUUUCAAUGCUCCUCCUACGAAAAGGGGUGCCGCCCCUUUGUUUGCGACACCAAUUAUACACACUCAAACUGUUUCAACCGAUUCAUGAAUGCAUACCAGGUAUCCUCAAACCCCACUCAAUCUGAAAACGUUAGUGGGACCCUCAACUUGAUAUCUCCAGGUUCUGAGGAACACCCAGUUUGCCCACUAUGUAGAGGACAAGUUUCAGGUUGGGUUGUUAUUGAUUCAGCUCGGACUGAGCUUAAUGCUAGAAAAAGGCGUUGUGAAGAGGAGAAAUGCUUGUUUCUUGGGAAUUAUACUGAACUUUCGGAGCAUAUGAAGCUUGAGCACCCUCAUGCUCGACCAUUAGAGAUAGACCCUGCUCGCCGUCUCGAUUGGGAAAAUUUGCAACAAAGUUCAGAGAUCAUUGAUGUAUUGAACACCAUACACUCAGAGGUUCCACAUGGGGUGGUUCUCGGAGACUAUGUUAUCGAAUAUGCAAGUGUUGAGGCUGGUGAUGAUUAUGAUGAUUAUCAUGGAGAAGAGGGGCAUUGGUGGAUAUCUUGCAUUUUUGACCCAAUUUUGAAUUUAAGGGCGACGAGAAAUAGGAGGAGGGGGCGCAGGCAUUCAGACCCUGGUGAUGCUUCAAGUGUUGCAGGGGGUUCUAGUGACAUUGGUGGGUAUGGAUUGGAUGAAACAGAUGAUGAAUACAUGGCUUCUUUUAGUUCUAGGAGGUAUAACAGUUCUCGAAGGUCAGUUGCCAGACUCCUUUUCCUUUGUUUCUUCUUCUUUUGUAUUUUUUUGGAGCACAAUUCUAUAUUAUUGGGAAGUAAACUAUGGUCUAGUAGACUGUGGAAACCAUGGUCCAUUGGAUCAUGAGUAUUUGACGGCAUGGGUGACAAUGGAGAAAGUGGAACCGACUGGAAUUGUACAACCCCGUUAGUGGGUCCCACUUUCUCUCCAUCACCACCAUUAUUUCAUUUGAGAGUGAUGAUGGUUUUCUAUACUAUUCUGGAAUAUGGUAUAAUUUUUUAUUUCUGUGUUAAUUUCUUUGUUUCUUCUUCUUUUGUAUCUUUUCGGUAGAACACAAUUCUAUAUUAUUGGGAAGGAUACUAUGGUCUAGUAGACUGUGGAAACCAUGGUCCAUUGGAUCAUGACUAUUUGAAGGCAUGGGCUGCAAUGGAGAAAGUGGAACCAACUGGAAUUGUACAACCCCAUUAGUGGGUGCCACUUUCUCUCCAUCAACACCAUUAUUUCACUUGACAAUGAUGAUGGUUUUCUAUGCUCCACUUGAAUAUGGUAUACUUUUUUAUGUGAGUCACACCCCACGUU
This is a messenger RNA of Amborella trichopoda, 1779 nucleotides long. Lineage: Eukaryota; Viridiplantae; Streptophyta; Magnoliopsida; Amborellales; Amborellaceae. The record is from RefSeq and is a predicted model, not a curated record.